UUUAAAUAUUGGCUGGAUUUUCAGAAGUUGGCAUUACUGAUUUGUGUUUUGCCGGUUGGGUGAUAAUUAGAAAUACAGCUGAUUUGCAAAAUAAAAUUUUAUUUUUACUACGCUUUUCAACAAUUUGUUGAAUCUUUUUAAGUUUAGCUUGUGUUUAAGUGAAAAUGUCUUCAGAUAUGUUAACGGUUGCGUCUGGUUCACCGAACCCGCUAAUUUCACUAAACAGCAAGCGAUGGAACAGUUUGCGUCACAUACUAGAGCGACCAGGACCAUUUUGCAAAUCUGACUUCACUGCAUCUGGCGAAAACUUGGAAACCUUACAAACUAUGCUUAAAGUUCUUGUCAUCGGUGCUGGUGGUCUUGGGUGUGAAUUAUUAAAAGAUCUUGCUAUGAUGGGUUUUGGCAAUUUGCAUGUCAUAGAUAUGGACACAAUUGAGUUGUCGAAUUUGAAUCGCCAGUUCCUUUUCAGACGCAAGGACCUAGGAUUAUCAAAAGCGGAGUGUGCUGCACAUUUUAUAAAUGAACGUGUACCCACUUGUCAUGUGACGUCACAUUUUGCUAAAAUCCAAGACUUUGAUGAAAGUUUUUAUUCACAAUUUCACAUUAUUGUGUGUGGAUUAGAUUCCAUUGUUGCGCGUCGUUGGAUAAACGGUAUGCUUAUUUCUAUGUUGGAAUACAAUGAGGACGGUAGUGUUGAUCCCUCUACGAUAAUACCAUUGAUUGACGGUGGCACGGAAGGUUUUAAAGGAAAUGCGCGUGUAAUCCUGCCUGGACUCACGUCGUGUAUCGAGUGCACAUUAGAUUUGUUUCCACCACAGGUCACAUAUCCUUUGUGCACAAUAGCCAAUACACCGCGCUUGCCAGAGCACUGCAUAGAAUACGUGAAAAUAAUCCAAUGGGAAAAGGAGAAUCCGUUUAGUGCACCACUAGAUGGCGAUGAUCCGCAACAUGUAGCAUGGGUAUACGAGCGUUCUUUAGAGCGCGCCAAUCAAUACAAUAUUUCGGGCAUAACGUAUAGGUUAGUGCAAGGCGUCAUUAAAAACAUCAUUCCAGCUGUUGCAAGCACCAACGCUGUCAUUGCGGCAGCUUGUGCCACUGAGGUUUUCAAAUUGGGCACGAGUUGCUACGAUAAUAUGAACAACUACAUGAAUUUUAACGACAUCGAAGGCAUUUACACUUAUACUUACCCACCGGAAAAAAGUGAUACUUGCUUGGCUUGCAGCAAUACACCGCAAGAUUUGAAUGUCGAUGACCCGAACACAACCACACUUGAUGAUUUAAUUAAAAUACUUUGUGAAAGUCAGCGCUUUCAAUUGAAGAGUCCAGGCUUAACUACCAUCAUAGAUGGUAAAAAUAAAACACUGUAUAUAUCAGCAGUUAAGAGUAUAGAGCUACAAACACGUGCAAAUCUCACGAUGUCUCUGGCUGAGUUGGGGCUUUAUGAUGGAGCGAGCAUUAUGGUCAGUGAUGUCAAUAUGCCAACCACAUUAACAUUAAUAUUAAAAUAUCAUCCCAAUGAAGUGGAAAUGAAAUGAGCAACUGGUUUUAAAUCAGUAAAUACAUGAUUUAUAUUAUCGUUAAUGUCGAAAUUAUGAACUCCAAUGAAUUUAACAUCAAUGAACUAAACUAAUAACUUAAAAUCAUACUGAA
Zeugodacus cucurbitae (melon fly) is the source of this 1650-nucleotide messenger RNA. RefSeq names its product nedd8-activating enzyme E1 catalytic subunit (gene Uba3). The transcript is spliced from 5 exons. Bases 165 to 1535 code for a protein of 456 amino acids. Gene Ontology annotation, biological process: protein neddylation. Gene Ontology annotation, cellular component: nucleus; cytoplasm. Lineage: Eukaryota; Metazoa; Arthropoda; Insecta; Diptera; Tephritidae. Gene Ontology annotation, molecular function: NEDD8 activating enzyme activity. The record is from RefSeq and is a predicted model, not a curated record.